Molecule: messenger RNA, 768 nt
Organism: Echinostoma caproni
Lineage: Eukaryota; Metazoa; Platyhelminthes; Trematoda; Plagiorchiida; Echinostomatidae
Source: the annotation of a GenBank genome assembly
AUGACCUGUAAUUUAGCCAAGAGACGCAAUCGAGAUACCAAGCAAGAUUUGGAAAUGAUUUGGAGCGAUAAACUGGAAGCCGGGGACCUGUUAGCCUUGGCUGGCACAUUAGACGUUAAUAGUAUCAACAAACAGUUCUAUGCGGGCGAGGCAAGGCGUUUCCCCAAAGCCGCCCAGUCCACGGUCGAAUCAUGGGCGCAGCAUUCGCAUGACGCAAUUCUCCGCGCGGAGCAUGAACGCAUGGCCUCGGAGGAAUUGUUAACUCUGACACAGAACAUUCUGAAAGAUGCUAGUCAAGAUAUUACACAACAGAAAGAUGGGGUGAAUAGUGAAUUGCAGAAACGUCUGACUCAAUUGGAAGUGGAGUUGCAGAUUUAUAAGAAGAAACUCAAACAGACGUUGGAUGAGAUCGCCGAGGCGGAGAAGAUGAUAGAAACACUUCGCUGCGCCAUCUCCGAUAAGAACAAUUACAUCAAAUUGGUACAAACUCGAAUGCAUUUGCACAAUCAACGACCCGGAGUGGAGAACGCUCGAGACCCACCACAAAAAGUGAUGCUGGAUGAACUUGUCGAUCUGGAACAUUCCGUGGAUCGUCUCACUGAUCAACUAGUUACGGCAGAGAACAACUUGAAACGAUUACAAGAUAAUCAGAUGAUGACCGAGAAACAAAUCCAGUCGAAGAUGAAUUCAAUUCAAAUUGAUCACGAUCAUCUCACACGACAUCGGGCGUGUUUCCCCAGUACAAUCCGUCUACAAGGACAUUUCUGA